Molecule: messenger RNA, 549 nt
Organism: Salvia splendens (bonfire salvia)
Lineage: Eukaryota; Viridiplantae; Streptophyta; Magnoliopsida; Lamiales; Lamiaceae
Product: zinc finger CCCH domain-containing protein 39-like
Exons: 2
Coding region: 1-549 (182 amino acids)
Molecular function (GO): metal ion binding; mRNA binding
Source: RefSeq, a predicted model, not a curated record
AUGAAAGCGCGCCAUGUGGAGGAGAUCAUCAGGGAGAAGGAGAGGGGCGGCGAUGAUCAGAGGCUGAUGAAGAUUUGCAAGAAGUAUUACAAUGGGGAGGAGUGUCCUUACUGGGAUAAAUGCAAUUUAUUGCACGAAAGGCAGCCUAAGAAGCUCAAGGUUGAGAUGCCGAGGCAGAGGGAGAGCUCGGCUAUCAGCAUUGGUGUGAUGGGGAGCGCGGGUGAGAUUGAUCAGGCGGCCGGGUGGAAGAUGAGGAUUUGUAGUAGAUGGGAGAUGGGGCAGUGUAACUAUGGUGAAAGAUGCCAUUUUGCUCAUGGUAGCUCAGAUUUGAGAUAUUCUGGUUUGAUAGAUGAGGGAGAAGCUACAAAUGCAGCGAGAAAAGUAGCUUCCGUGGCUCCACUUCCGGCACCCCGUGCAGCGGUGGCUGUUGCUCCGGUGGAAGAGAAGAGGAUAUCGAAGUGGAAGCUAACGAAGAAGCUUAAUCACAUUUAUGGCGAUUGGCUCGACAAUCUUACGCCACCGCACCUCUCGCCGGAGGUUAUGAAUUAG